Molecule: messenger RNA, 6620 nt
Organism: Drosophila sulfurigaster albostrigata
Lineage: Eukaryota; Metazoa; Arthropoda; Insecta; Diptera; Drosophilidae
Gene: RpII215
Product: DNA-directed RNA polymerase II subunit RPB1
Biological process (GO): transcription by RNA polymerase II
Cellular component (GO): RNA polymerase II, core complex
Molecular function (GO): DNA binding
Source: RefSeq, a predicted model, not a curated record
UUUUCGGUCUGCGUUGCUCGCGUCUGCUUACGAAAAAGGCGGAAUUAACAGCAUUUUGGACUAUUAAAGUGUAAUCAACAGGCGAACGAAUGUAAUGCGAUUGCAUUGAACGUAAAAGCGUGUGUUUUUUAUACUGUUUUGUUUUCCAUUACGCUUUCUGCAGCGUUGCGAGCCGUGAAACUCACACAAAAGCGAUUUCUGGGUUUUGCACUUCUCCGCCUGUGACUUUUGUCACGCGUGCAAAAUUUGUGCUGUGUGUGGCGACGUCACGGAGAAACUACAAAUUCUCCUCCACGCAUCUUUCUCGCUGCCGCUGUUGCCGCUAGUGGACAACAAUGAGCACCACAACGGACUCGAAGGCGCCGCUGCGCCAGGUGAAGCGAGUACAGUUUGGUAUUUUGUCACCUGAUGAAAUUCGUCGCAUGUCCGUCACCGAGGGAGGCGUCCAAUUCGCCGAGACCCUGGAGGGCGGCCGUCCCAAGCUGGGCGGUCUGAUGGAUCCCCGUCAGGGCGUCAUCGAUCGCACCUCGCGCUGUCAGACAUGCGCCGGCAACAUGACCGAGUGUCCCGGCCACUUUGGACACAUUGAUCUGGCCAAGCCGGUCUUUCACAUUGGCUUCAUCACGAAGACGAUCAAGAUACUGCGCUGCGUGUGCUUCUACUGCUCCAAGAUGCUCGUCUCGCCGCACAAUCCCAAGAUCAAGGAGAUUGUGAUGAAGUCGAAGGGACAACCCCGCAAACGUCUCGCCUACGUCUACGAUCUGUGCAAGGGCAAAACGAUUUGCGAGGGCGGCGAGGACAUGGAUCUCACCAAGGAUAACCAGCAGGUGGAUCCCAACAAAAAGCCCGGCCACGGCGGUUGCGGUCACUAUCAGCCCUCGAUACGGCGCACAGGCCUCGACUUGACGGCCGAGUGGAAGCAUGUGAACGAGGAUUCGCAGGAGAAGAAGAUCGUAGUGUCCGCGGAGCGUGUGUGGGAGAUCCUCAAGCACAUCACGGACGAGGAGUGCUUCAUACUGGGCAUGGAUCCCAAGUAUGCGCGUCCCGAUUGGAUGAUUGUCACAGUGCUGCCGGUGCCGCCGUUAGCAGUUCGUCCGGCUGUGGUUAUGUUUGGCGCUGCCAAGAAUCAGGAUGAUUUGACCCACAAGUUGGCUGACAUCAUCAAGGCGAACAACGAGCUGCGCAAGAACGAGGCGAGCGGCGCCGCUGCGCACGUGAUACAGGAAAACAUCAAGAUGCUGCAGUUCCAUGUGGCCACGCUGGUGGACAACGAUAUGCCUGGCAUGCCGAGAGCUAUGCAGAAGUCGGGCAAACCCCUCAAGGCGAUCAAAGCGCGUCUCAAGGGAAAGGAGGGUCGUAUUCGUGGCAAUUUGAUGGGCAAACGUGUCGACUUCUCCGCACGUACUGUCAUUACACCCGAUCCCAAUUUGCGUAUCGAUCAGGUGGGCGUGCCGCGUUCCAUAGCACAAAAUCUCACCUUCCCCGAGCUGGUGACGCCCUUCAACAUUGAUCGCAUGCAGGAGCUGGUGCGACGCGGCAACUCGCAGUAUCCGGGUGCCAAAUACAUUGUGCGCGACAAUGGCGAGCGUAUCGAUCUGCGUUUCCAUCCCAAAUCCUCAGAUCUACAUCUGCAGUGCGGCUACAAGGUGGAGCGACAUUUGCGCGACGACGAUCUGGUCAUCUUCAAUCGCCAGCCGACGCUCCACAAGAUGAGUAUGAUGGGGCAUCGUGUCAAGGUGCUGCCGUGGUCCACGUUCCGUAUGAAUCUGUCCUGUACAUCGCCCUACAACGCUGAUUUCGACGGUGACGAGAUGAAUCUCCAUGUGCCGCAAUCGAUGGAGACACGCGCCGAGGUCGAGAACAUUCACAUUACGCCCCGGCAGAUUAUUACACCGCAGGCGAACAAACCCGUCAUGGGUAUUGUGCAGGACACGCUGACGGCGGUGCGUAAGAUGACGAAACGUGAUGUGUUCAUCACGCGCGAGCAGGUGAUGAAUCUGCUCAUGUUUCUGCCGACUUGGGAUGGCAAAAUGCCGCAACCGUGCAUCUUGAAGCCGCGUCCCCUGUGGACCGGCAAGCAGAUCUUCUCGCUGAUCAUUCCCGGCAACGUCAACAUGAUACGCACCCACUCCACGCAUCCCGACGAGGAGGACGACGGUCCCUACAAGUGGAUAUCGCCCGGCGACACCAAGGUCAUGGUGGAGCACGGCGAACUCAUCAUGGGCAUCCUCUGCAAAAAGACACUGGGAACCUCGGCCGGUUCGCUGCUGCAUAUUUGUUUCCUCGAGCUGGGCCACGAUAUCGCGGGUCGGUUCUACGGCAACAUUCAGACGGUGAUCAACAAUUGGCUGCUGCUCGAGGGUCACAGCAUUGGCAUUGGCGACACCAUUGCCGAUCCGCAGACAUAUACCGAGAUUCAGAUGGCCAUCAAGAAGGCCAAAGACGAUGUCAUCAACGUGAUCCAGAAGGCGCACAACAUGGAACUCGAACCGACUCCUGGCAACACGUUGCGUCAAACGUUCGAGAACAAGGUGAAUCGCAUCCUGAACGAUGCUCGUGACAAGACUGGAGGCUCUGCCAAGAAAUCCCUCACCGAGUACAACAAUCUAAAGGCUAUGGUGGUGUCUGGCUCUAAGGGUUCGAACAUUAACAUUUCUCAGGUUAUUGCUUGUGUGGGUCAACAGAACGUUGAGGGCAAGCGUAUACCGUACGGCUUUAGGAAGCGCACGCUGCCACAUUUCAUCAAGGACGAUUACGGUCCCGAGUCCAGAGGAUUCGUGGAGAACUCAUACCUCGCCGGCCUGACGCCCUCCGAGUUCUAUUUCCACGCCAUGGGCGGUCGUGAAGGUCUCAUUGAUACGGCUGUGAAGACUGCCGAAACCGGUUACAUUCAGCGUCGUCUGAUAAAGGCUAUGGAGUCGGUGAUGGUCAAUUACGAUGGCACCGUGCGUAACUCGGUUGGUCAGCUGAUUCAGUUGCGUUACGGCGAGGACGGUUUGUGCGGCGAACUGGUCGAGUUCCAGAACAUGCCGACGGUCAAGUUGUCCAACAAGGUGUUCGAGAAGCGCUUCAAAUUCGACUGGUCCAAUGAGCGUUACAUGCGCAAAGUGUUCACCGACGAUGUCAUCAAGGAGAUGACGGACAGCAGCGAUGCGAUCCAAGAGCUCGAAUCCGAGUGGGAUAAACUCGUCACGGAUCGCGACAAUUUGCGUACAAUAUUCCCCAAUGGCGACUCAAAGGUGGUCUUGCCCUGCAACCUGCAGCGCAUGAUCUGGAACGUCCAGAAGAUCUUUCACAUCAACAAACGGCUGCCCACGGAUCUCUCGCCGAUGCGUGUGAUCAAGGGAGUCCGCGGGCUCCUGGAGCGUUGUGUGAUUGUCACGGGCAACGAUCGCAUCUCGAAGCAGGCGAACGAGAAUGCCACGCUGCUCUUCCAGUGCCUCAUACGCUCCACGCUUUGCACCAAAUACGUAUCGGAGGAGUUCCGUCUCUCCACCGAGGCCUUCGAGUGGCUGAUCGGUGAGAUCGAGACGCGUUUCCAGCAGGCUCAGGCGAAUCCGGGUGAAAUGGUGGGCGCCCUGGCUGCCCAGAGUUUGGGUGAACCGGCCACACAGAUGACGCUAAACACUUUCCAUUUCGCUGGUGUGUCCUCGAAGAACGUUACACUCGGUGUGCCCCGUCUCAAGGAGAUCAUCAACAUCUCAAAGAAGCCCAAGGCGCCCUCGCUCACCGUUUUCCUCACCGGUGGCGCUGCUCGCGAUGCCGAGAAGGCCAAGAAUGUCCUGUGUCGCUUAGAGCACACAACGCUGCGCAAGGUGACGGCAAACACGGCCAUCUACUACGAUCCGGAUCCACAGCGGACAGUGAUAGCCGAGGAUCAGGAGUUCGUGAAUGUCUACUAUGAGAUGCCCGACUUUGAUCCGACACGCAUUUCGCCUUGGCUGCUGCGUAUUGAGUUGGAUCGCAAGCGGAUGACGGACAAGAAGCUGACCAUGGAACAGAUUGCCGAGAAGAUCAAUGUGGGAUUCGGCGAGGAUCUCAAUUGCAUAUUCAACGAUGACAAUGCCGAUAAGCUGGUGUUGCGCAUUCGCAUCAUGAACAACGAGGAGAACAAGUUCCAGGACGAAGACGAGGCCGUCGACAAGAUGGAGGACGACAUGUUCCUCCGUUGCAUUGAGGCGAACAUGUUAUCGGACAUGACGCUGCAGGGCAUCGAGGCCAUUGGCAAGGUGUACAUGCAUCUGCCGCAGACCGACAGCAAGAAGCGCAUCGUGAUCACGGAGACGGGCGAGUUCAAGGCCAUUGGCGAGUGGCUGCUGGAAACGGACGGCACCUCGAUGAUGAAGGUGCUCUCCGAGCGCGACGUCGAUCCCAUACGCACCUCGUCCAACGACAUUUGCGAGAUCUUCCAGGUGCUGGGCAUCGAGGCGGUGCGCAAGUCCGUCGAGAAGGAGAUGAACGCUGUGCUCCAGUUCUACGGUCUCUACGUCAACUACCGCCAUCUCGCUCUGCUUUGCGAUGUGAUGACAGCGAAGGGCCAUCUCAUGGCCAUCACACGUCACGGCAUCAAUCGACAGGACACCGGCGCCCUUAUGCGUUGCUCCUUCGAGGAAACCGUCGACGUGCUCAUGGAUGCCGCUGCCCAUGCCGAAACGGAUCCCAUGCGUGGCGUCUCCGAGAACAUCAUCAUGGGUCAGCUGCCCAAGAUGGGCACCGGUUGCUUCGAUCUGCUGCUGGACGCGGAGAAAUGUCGCUUCGGCAUCGAGAUUCCCAAUUCCCUCGGCAGCAGCAUGCUCGGCGGUGCGGCAAUGUUCAUUGGCGGCGGCUCGACGCCCAGCAUGACGCCUCCGAUGACACCUUGGGUGAACUGUCACACGCCGCGUUACUUCUCGCCACCAGGUCACGUCAGCGCCAUGACUCCAGGUGGACCGAGCUUCUCGCCUUCAGCCGCAUCCGAUGCAUCGGGCAUGUCGCCCAGCUGGUCGCCAGCACAUCCUGGCUCAUCGCCCAGCUCGCCGGGCCCCUCGAUGUCGCCCUACUUCCCGGCCUCGCCGAGUGUGUCGCCUUCGUAUUCGCCCACGUCGCCCAAUUACACGGCAUCGUCGCCAGGUGGCGCCUCGCCCAAUUACUCGCCGUCGAGUCCAAAUUACUCGCCAACAUCGCCGCUAUAUGCGGCUGCAAGUCCACGUUAUGCCUCGGCCACGCCCAACUUCAAUCCACAGUCGACGGGCUAUUCGCCAUCGUCGUCGGGCUACUCGCCCACAUCGCCCGUCUACUCGCCGACAUCGAAUUUCCCAUCGAGUCCAUCGUUUGCGGGCAGUGGCAGCAACAUGUAUUCGCCGGGCAAUGCGUACUCGCCGAGCUCAUCGAACUACUCACCGAAUUCGCCGUCAUAUUCACCGAUGUCGCCAUCGUACUCGCCAUCGAGUCCCUCGUAUUCGCCAACGUCGCCCUGCUACUCGCCGACGUCGCCAUCGUAUUCGCCGACAUCGCCCAAUUACACGCCCGUCACGCCUUCGUAUUCACCGACAUCGCCCAACUACUCGGCAUCGCCGCACUAUUCGCCCGCAUCGCCGGCGUACUCACAGACGGGCGUCAAAUAUUCGCCCACAUCGCCGACGUACUCGCCGCCAUCGCCAUCGUACGAUGGUUCGCCGGGUUCGCCGCAAUACACGCCUGGAUCACCGCAAUAUUCGCCGGCAUCGCCGAAAUACUCGCCGACAUCGCCGCUGUAUUCGCCCAGUUCGCCGCAGCACUCGCCGUCGAAUCAAUACAGCCCAACUGGGUCCACAUACUCGGCGACGAGUCCACGCUACUCGCCCAACAUGUCCAUCUACUCGCCGAGCAGCACCAAGUACUCGCCGACAUCGCCAACGUACACGCCCACGGCUCGCAACUAUUCGCCCACAUCGCCGAUGUAUUCCCCUACGGCGCCAUCGCAUUACAGUCCCACAAGUCCAGCGUACUCGCCCAGCAGUCCCACGUUCGAGGAGAGCGACGACUAAGCCGGCGACUCCCCAUCUCUCUCUCUCUUUCUUCUGUAACUGUUUGCUAAGUUUAGUUAAUCUUUGGUAUCAAAAACUUAUCAAUGCUACUAUACUAUAUACACAUAUUGGAAUACUUGAUACGAUUCGAUUCCGAUUUCGAUGGAUGAUGACGACUGGCGAAGGCCCCAAGCACAUUAUCUACCCCUAAAAACAAUAUAUCUUGUAUAUCAAACUAGAGAUAUUUAAGCAUAGAUCGAGUCCGAGUACGACGUUUAUCUAUUUAGUUGCCCCCGUUUUUUUUUUGUCGACGUGUAAGACAUACAGUGAGCUAGUGAAGUAUCCACACACCAACAUGUUACCAGAUUUUAUAUACUACAUCUCCUUUAUGGAAGGAGCCAAGGUUUUUUUCAGUAAAUAUUUAAUCUAUAAUAUUAAUAUUAAAGCGUAAAACCUAAAACAUAUUCCCGACAAACGGUAGAACUUAAAAACAAAAACACAUCAACAAAAAAAAUAUAUAUAAAACAAAAACUUUUUAAGCAAAAAAAAAUAUAAAGAAAAUUGCAAAAGAAAAAAGUGAAUUGUUUUACUCUAGUAACAAUAAAAAAAAAUAAGAAAACUGCAAAAAAGUAAAAA